This is a messenger RNA of Canis lupus familiaris (dog), 2432 nucleotides long. RefSeq names its product protein FAM156A/FAM156B-like. Lineage: Eukaryota; Metazoa; Chordata; Mammalia; Carnivora; Canidae. Gene Ontology annotation, cellular component: nucleus. The record is from RefSeq and is a predicted model, not a curated record. The transcript has 2 exons. Bases 1079 to 1741 code for a protein of 220 amino acids. Gene Ontology annotation, biological process: epigenetic programing of female pronucleus.
UUAAUCUAUGUCAAAUUGAUUUUUGUUGAGUGUAAGUCAGGAAUCCAGCUUUAUUCUUUGACAUGUGAAUAUGCCAUUUUCCCAGCACUAUUUAUUGAAGAGGAUAUCUUUUCUCCAUUGAGUAUUCUUGACCCCUGUGUCAAAUAUUAGUUGACCAUAUAUGCAUAGGGUUAUUUCUGGGCUCUCGAUUCUGUUCCAUUGGUCUGUGUGUCAGUUUUUAUGCCAGUGCCACACUGUUCUGAUUACUCUGGCUCUGUCAUUUGGCUAGAAAGCAGGAAGUGUGCUGUAUCUUGCUUUUGUUCCCUCUCUUUCUUCAUUUCCUUCAUCGUCCUGUGAGAGGUUUGUCAAUUUUAUCGAUCCUUUCAAAGAAGCAACUUUUGAUUUGAGUUUCUCUAAUCUGUCUUGUCAGAAAUUUCAUUGAUUUCCAUUCUUAUACUUUAGUAAAUUCUUAUUCUUCCUAGGGAUUUUGAAAUUCUUUCCAUAGGCUUCAACAUCCUUUUAACUAGAUGAAAGCCAGUGAAAAUUCCAAAGAAUGUAUCCCUCCCCGUGGUGGAAAUACUUAGGUUUUAGCAAAUGUCUGCUUUUCAAAAGUACACGAACACUUGCGAGGAGAGCACAUGCUAGCCACACAUGGAUUGUCCUUACAAUUAUGCUUGAGAACAGAUAUAAAAAGUCAGCAGGGGGACACCUGGGUGCCUCAGCAGUUGAGCACCUGCCUUCGGCCCAGGGCGAGAUCCUGGAGUCCCGGGAUCAACUCCCACAUCGGGCUCCCUGCAUGGAGCCUGCUUCUCUCUCUGCCUAUGUCCCUGCCUCUCUGUGUGUGUGUCUCUCAUGAAUAAAUAAAUAAAAUCUUUUUAAAAAAUGUCAGCAGGGAAUCACCAUGGUUGACUGCAGGGCAUCAUUUUGCAUUAUAGGUCAUGUGGACGCCAUAACGGAUCACGCUUCUAAGACCCUGAUCAUAUGCCAUCAGUCUUCUGAGCUCUUGGAAACGUAUUAUCUCAUUUAAACCACAGAACCAUCCUAGGGAGUAGAGCUCAUUGUUGCCCCCAUUUAACAGACCCAAGGGCCAGGUGGAGCUAUGAGCACCAACUACACCUCCAUGGAUCCACUCCAGAAGUGUAACCCAACACUGAUUUCGGAAUCUUCCCCAGUGAUCUCUGAAGAGACUUCCCGGGAAGUCACAGCAGCCUCCCCUCCUUCCUUCUCAGAACUGCUGAUGAUGGGCCUCGGGGACCUCAAAAGCAGUCCUGGCCCCAAAUACCCUGCCCCUCUGCCAGAGGGGCUGCUCCAGCAGCAGUACAGGGAUGACAAGACCCUACAGGAGAGGCGCUGGGAAAGGUCAGCAUCCCCUCAGAGGAAGAGAACACUUCUGGGGCACAUGAGACGGCGACACCUUGAUCACGUGGCACCUUAUCGGGUUGAAAGAAAUGCCAGGAUCUCUUCAUCAGGUGAUAGAGAUCAGAACGGAUUCCGAUGUGAAUGUCGAUACUGCCAGAGCCAUAGGCCCAAUGUCUCUGGGAUGCCUGCAGAGAGGAAAGGGGCCCCACAUCCUUCCUCCUGGGAAACGCUGGUGCAGGGCCUCAGCGGCUUGACCCUCAGCCUGGGGACCAACCGGCCUGGCCUUCUGCCUGAAGGGGUGCUCCAACAGCAGGAGAGAGAGGAGAAGCUCCAACUGGAGAUGCAGCAGGAAAGCAAAAGAAUGUUUCAGAGGCUCCUAAAACAGUGGUUGAAGGAAAACUGAGGCUCUCAUCCUCAUGUAGCAGAGAUCUGAGUGGAUUUGGACAUGGUUGCCGGUGUUGCCAGAUCCUGAGCCCGGAUUCCUGUUGGGGACCAAACAGGAAGCAAUCAGAGAAGGUAGAGAAAUAAGAGCAGUGUGAGGACUGAAAACUCUGUCAGUGUGAGCAUGGAUCCAAUCCCAGGAAGGUCUUACUUUUUCCUGCCUGGAGUUUCUGGAUCACCGUGGGGCUUUCUAUGGAACACUGCAUACCAGAGGUCCUUAACUUCUGUAUUAUGGCUCCCAUGAUGCAUGUUGUCACUUUCCCACCCCAGAUCUCUGUCUCUCCUCCCUGCCUUGUUGUCAAUAAGAUACCAGGUUUCUCUGUAGCAUGAAUGCCCUGUUGAUGGCCAUGUGCUUUUGUGCCAUUUCACUGACUGCCUCCCAGAAGCAACACUAGUUCUGCCGGAAUGCAGCGUGUGCUCAACUGAGAUCCACUUCCAAGAAUCUGAUGCUAAACAACGUGCAGAAAGGGACGCGGGACUGGAACGUGGUGUUUCACCAUUGUGUUAUCUGUGUAAGCCAUUAUGAAUAUGCUGAGCUAACUGUAGAUCAGUGUUUCCCUGCUUUGUAACAUUGAUUGUAUUCUCCUUGGCGGAGUUUCUGAUGGGUUACCUCAUUGUGCAUACCUAAUAAAUAUACAUAAGAAAGGAAAAUA